ACCCCAGCAGGUCGCCCUAUCGUUGACCGUGAAAAGACCGCCCCCUUCCUCAUACGCACCUUCAUCAAAAUUGGCAGCUUCCACCGCAUUACUCAGUUCGAGGACGGUCCGAUACCCACCACCGACGAACAACAGAUAUUUACCUGGAAGGAUGCAACUCUCCGCGAAUUGUUGACCACCCUGCGCGCAACCGCGCCCGCCCUGCCUGAGAUCCGCCAUCCUCUCGCCCGCUACUCCUUCCGCACGCUCUACGCCGACGGCGCCACGCGCGGCCAUCUUGCUUCUAAAGACCUCGGCAUCGUCUACUCGCGCGACAUCCUUGGCGAGCCCGGCUCGCUCACCUCAACCGCACCGCGUCUCCUCACCGACGAGGACGUCCUCCCCGGCCCAGACGAGCGCACGCUCGACGAGCUGCGCUUCGUGCCUGGCGACUACCUGUGCGUCGCG
Molecule: messenger RNA, 447 nt
Organism: Postia placenta MAD-698-R-SB12
Lineage: Eukaryota; Fungi; Basidiomycota; Agaricomycetes; Polyporales; Adustoporiaceae
Exons: 3
Biological process (GO): negative regulation of DNA-templated transcription
Cellular component (GO): nucleus
Molecular function (GO): transcription factor binding; transcription corepressor activity
Source: RefSeq, a predicted model, not a curated record